This is a messenger RNA of Populus nigra (black poplar), 7607 nucleotides long. RefSeq lists its product as uncharacterized. Gene Ontology annotation, biological process: DNA integration. The transcript is spliced from 5 exons. The record is from RefSeq and is a predicted model, not a curated record. Gene Ontology annotation, molecular function: nucleic acid binding; zinc ion binding. Lineage: Eukaryota; Viridiplantae; Streptophyta; Magnoliopsida; Malpighiales; Salicaceae. Bases 1 to 7179 code for a protein of 2392 amino acids.
AUGGUCCGUUGCUUGUUGGCAGACAAGAAGAUGCCUAAGAGUUUUUGGCCUGAAGCUGUAAUGUGGAGCUGCUAUGUGUUGAACCGAUGUCCAUCUGCAGCAGUGAAAGAGGUGACACCUCAGGAGGCAUGGACUGGGUUGAAACCUACUGUGGAACAUUUUCGUGUGUUUGGAUGUGUUGCACAUGUCCACAUUCCACACGAAAAGAGGGGCAAACUGGACAACCGAAGCUUCAUUUGUAUUCUGCUUGGAUACAGUGAAGAGACCAAGGGUUAUAGGUUGUAUGAUCCUAUAGAAAAGAGGGUGGUAGUGAGCAGGGAUGGUGAGCAUCAAGAAGGAGAAAAUGAAGGGGCUGUUGAAACUGACAGUGGGGAAGAAAGUGAAGAAGUCAACAGCAGUGAAGGCCAACAAAGUGUGAGGGAAAAUGAAGUUACAGCUGAAGUUGCAGCUGAAGUUGAGGUAGAAGGAAAUGAAGAUGUUACUGCUGUGAUAGAAAGGGGUAAUGAUGAGACUGAAGGGAGAACAUGUCAUGCCCCAGCAUGGAUGACAGAUUAUGUGGAUGGAGAAGGUUUGAGUGAAGAUGAGGUGUAUGUCAUGCAGAUGGCAGCAGAGGAUCCAGUUUACUAUGAAGAAGCUGUGAAAGAAGAGAAGUGGGUACGGGCAAUGGACAAUGAGAUUCAGUCCAUUGAGAAAAAUAACACUUGGUCACUAGUAGACUUACCAGCUGAUGUCAAAAAGAUUAGGGUAAAAUGGGUUUAUAAAACCAAGUACAAUGAAGAUGGGGAAAUUGCAAAACACAAGGCGCGCCUGGUGGCAAAAGGGUACUCGCAAAAGGCUGGUAUAGACUAUACUGAAGUAUUCGCACCAGUAGCUAGAAUGGAUACAGUGAGGAUGAUUAUAUCCAUGGCUGCGCAGAAGGGAUGGAAAAUAGGCCAAUUUGAUGUGAAGUCUGCUUUUCUUCAUGGGGAGUUAUGCGAAAAUGUUUACGUUGAACAACCAAAGGGAUACAUAAAGAGAGGAAAGGAGCAGAUGGUCUACAGGUUGCACAAAGCCUUGUAUGGGUUAAAACAGGCUCCGCGAGCUUGGUUUCACCGGAUUGAAGCAUACUUUCUUAAGGAAGGAUUCCAGAAAUGCGAAAGUGAGCAAACAUUGUUCACAAAACAAGGCAAAGGGGGUAAGAUUGUGAUUGUUAGUGUUUAUGUUGAUGAUCUAAUUUUCACUGGUGAUGACUAUGACAUGUUGGCUGAAUUCAAAAGUUCAAUGUUGAAAGAAUUUGACAUGUCUGACUUAGGAAAUAUGCAUUUCUUUCUUGGAAUUGAGGUGGUGCAAAGGGAAGAUGGUAUUUUCAUUUGUCAACGAAAAUACGCAUUGGAGAUUCUAAUAAAAUUUGGGAUGUUGGAAAGUAACGAAGUGAGCAGUCCAAUUAUUCCGGGAGUUAAAAUCAGCAAAGAUAAGGAUGGAACUCCAGUAGAUGAGACAUAUUUCAAACAGUUAGUGGGGAGUUUGAUGUACCUCACAGCCACACGACCAGACAUGAUGUUUGUCACAUGUUUGGUAAGCAGGUAUAUGGCAAAACCCACUAACUUACAUCUUCAGACUAUAAAGAGAGCACUUCGGUAUUUGAAGGGGACAGUGAGCUAUGGUAUCUACUAUAGAAAGGAUGGGAAUGGUGAAUUACGGGUCUAUACAGACAGCGAUUAUGCUGGAGAUGUGGAGGAUAGGAAGAGUACAAGUGGUUAUGUCUUCCUGUUGAAUUUUGGUGCAGUAUCAUGGUGUUCAAAGAAGCAACCAAUUGUCACUUUAUCCACAACUGAAGCUGAAUUUGUGGCCGCGGCAAUGUGUACGUGUCAAGCCAUAUGGAUAAAGAGGAUAUUAAAGGAGCUGAGGUAUAAUGAUGAAUAUUGCACUCGCAUAUGGUGUGACAAUAGUUCCACAAUUAAGCUUUCAAAAAAUCCCGUGAUGCAUGGACGUAGUAAACACAUAGAUGUGAGAUAUCACUUCUUGAGAAAUCUCACUAAAGAAGGGCUGAUCGACUUGGUGCACUGUGGAAGUAGGGAUCAAUUGGCUGAUAUAAUGACUAAGCCCUUAAAGGCUGAAGAUUUUCAGAGGCUUCGAAAUUCACUUGGGGUUUGUGAUCUUGCAGACUUAACUCACAUGCGUAUAGCAUGUCAAGCUUUUCCCCUUGUUUUCUCUGCUCGGUACUUCUAUAUAAACCAGAGCAAGAGCCUAAUGAAGAUUGAACGAUUCAUUGUUAAUUUCUUGCGUCUUAAACAUCCAGCUUUCAUCUAUUGUGAAAUGCCGAGGAAUAGACGAAUAGCUGAUACUGUUAGAGUAGAGGAUGAUCAGGAUGAUGUCCCUAUUGUGCGGUUGAGAACUGCAAGGCAAAGAAGGAGGCGCGGUGCACCCGUGCCUCAACAUGUUGAGGAGGUACCUCCACCAGUAGAGGAAGAGCCUCAGGAGAUAGAAGAGGAAGAUAUGGUUGAUGAAACAGAUGUGGGGGUAGCUGACCCUGAACCUGUUACAGAGUUUCAGCAACUUAGCCAGGUUGUGCGGACCUGGAUAGAGUUUUCUAUGGAGAGAGAUAGAAGGAGGGAUAGAGAUGUACCCUCGACAUCUCACACUGUUCAGGGAGUUAAUGUGCCGUUGAAUGACUUCAUGAAGUUGGCACCUCCUAUUUUUACUGGGAUGGACAGUUCAGAGGAUCCUCAGAGGUUCCUAGAUGAUAUUUGGCGACGGUGUGAAGCUUUGGGAUGUACAGACCACCGAGCUGUGAGUUUGGCAUCGUUCAGGUUGGAAGGAGAUGUGGCAAUCUCUUGGUUUGAGUCUAGAAAAAGAGCAAGACCAGUAGAGGCUCAGUGGACAUGGAAGGAGUUUAACUCCAUGUUCUUAGACAGGUUUCUCCCUCAGAGCGUCAGGGAUGCUCGACUUUAUGAGUUUGAGAGGCUAUCUCAGGGGAGCAUGACAGUGGAUGAGUAUGAUCUGAAGUUUACUCAGCUGUCUAGGUAUGCAGAGCAUCUUCUACCCACUGAGGAGUGGAGGGUGAAGAGGUUUAUUAGAGGACUCAAAUCCUCUAUGUAUUUGGUGAUGGUGUCACAGGUGUUUCCAUCAUACUCCUCAGCUGUUGACAGCGCCAGAUUGAUAGAGGCGCGAGAAUUAGAGGACAUGAUUGCAGGCCAGUCUAAGAGGCCUAGAGAAGAGGGUCAGUCUUUUAGGCAACAGGGAUUAAGUGCAGGUCCGUCUAGGGGACGAAGUGGCCGUCAGGGCUCAUGGGUUCAGAGGAGGUUUAGACAGAGACCGUCAGUUAGUGGCUCAGGCGGUCAGAGUGGCAGUAGUGGUACUCAGAGUUUAGUUCAGACUGCACCUCGUAGUUCAUUUGUUUCACCUAGUGAUAGUUCUUCAUGUCAGCAUUGUGGAGGAAGUCAUACUAGUGCAGAGUGCUACAGAAGGACUGGGGCUUGUUUUAGUUGUGGCCAGAUAGGUCAUAAGAUCAGAGAGUGCCCGAGGAGACAGUUGUCAGCUUCGGGGUUAUCUGCUUCAGUCCAGCAUUCUAUUCAGGCACCAUCGACGAGCCAGUCUGUGGCUCAUGGGGGUAGAGGUUUUGGUGGCCGUGGUCAGAGAGGUCGGGGUGCAGGUGAUAGAGGUCAGAUACAGCAGGGUCAGGGGCAUGCCAGAGUUUUUGCCUUGACUCAGCAGGAUGCUCAGGCAUCCAACACAGUUGUUUCAGGUAUUCUUCCUGUUUGCUCUUUUGAAGCAAAAGUUUUGUUUGAUACGGGUGCAACCCAUUCAUUUGUGUCUCCAUAUUUUGCCAUGAGGUUAGAUAAACAACCAACCUUGUUAAAAUCCCCGAUUUCAGUCUCCACUCCCUUAGAUGAAUUAAUAUUAGUGAAGUAUGUGUAUCUGGAUUGUGAAAUAGAGAUUGGAGAUAAGAUCUUUAUGGGAGACUUAAAUGUCUUAGAUAUGGUUGAUUUUGAUGUGAUUUUGGGAAUGGAUUGGUUGGCAAAGCAUAGGGCUUCAGUAAAUUGUUGGGGUAAGAAAAUAAUAUUUGAUCUAGAUGAAGAAGUUGGGUUGGUAUUUCAAGGAGAUAAGAUUGGGUCUCCAUCAAUUAUGUUGUCAGCUAUCUCGAGGAAAAUGGCUAGAAAAGGGAUACAGUGCUACCUAGCAUAUAUAGUGGAUGUAGAGAAAGAAGUUCCCCAAUUAGACCAAGUCCCUAUAGUUAGGGAGUUUAUUGAUGUCUUUCCCGAUGACUUACCUGGAUUGCCUCCGUAUAGGGAAAUUGAGUUUUGUAUUGAUUUGGUUCCGGGUACUGAACCAAUAUCAAUGGCACCAUAUAGGAUGGCACCAGCAGAAUUGAGGGAGCUAAAGGAGCAACUGCAGGAUUUGUUGGAUAAAAAGUUUAUCCGACCAAGUGUGUCCCCUUGGGGAGCCCCAGUGUUGUUUGUGAAGAAGAAAGAUGGGUCAUUGAGGUUGUGUAUAGAUUAUAGGCAACUGAAUCGGGUGACAGUUCGAAAUAGAUACCCACUCCCUCGCAUAGAUGAUUUGUUUGACCAAUUGCAGGGAGCUCAAUUCUUUUCUAAGAUCGAUCUUCGAUCUGGGUAUCAUCAGUUGAGGAUAAGAGAUGAGGACAUUUUAAAAACAGCUUUCAGAACUCGGUAUGGUCAUUAUGAGUUCUUAGUGAUGUCUUUUGGGUUGACGAAUGCACCAGCAGCUUUUAUGGAUUUGAUGAAUAGAGUGUUUGGCCAGUUUAUUGAUCGAUUUGUGAUAGUUUUUAUUGAUGAUAUUUUGGUGUAUUCGAGGUCUAGGGAGGAGCAUGAGCAGCACUUGAGAAUGGUGCUUCAAACUUUGCGAGAUCAUCAGUUGUAUGGCAAGUUCUCAAAGAGUGAGUUUUGGUUGGAGAGUGUAGCAUUUCUUGGGCAUGUAGUGUCAAGGAAUGGGAUUGAGGUUGAUCCUCAAAAGAUUGAGGCAGUUAAGCAGUGGCUUAGGCCUACUUCGGCGACAGAGAUAAGAAGUUUCUUAGGGUUGGCCGGCUAUUAUCGGAGGUUUGUGGAGAACUUUUCUCGGAUUUCUGCACCAUUGACUAAGUUAACGCAGAAAAAUGUUAAGUUUCAGUGGUCUGAAGCUUGUGAGAAAAGUUUCUUAGAGUUGAAAGAGAGAUUGACUACAGCGCCUAUUCUGGCAGUACCAUCAGGUUCUGGUGGUUACACAGUGUAUUGUGAUGCUUCGAGAGUGGGGUUAGGAUGUGUUCUAAUGCAGCAUGGCAAGGUUAUUGCCUAUGCUUCAUGGCAGCUGAAGAAGCAUGAACAGAACUAUCCUACACAUGAUUUAGAGAUGGCGGCUGUAAUUUUUGCCUUGAAGAUUUGGAGGCACUACUUGUAUGGUGAAACUUGUGAGAUCUUCACAGAUCACAAGAGUUUGAAAUAUAUCUUUCAGCAGAGAGAUCUAAACCUGAGGCAGAGGAGAUGGAUGGAACUGCUGAAGGAUUAUGAUUGUACCAUACAUUACCACCCAGGUAAGGCAAAUGUAGUUGCCGAUGCUUUGAGUAGAAAAUCAUCAGGGAGCUUAGCUCAUAUUCAGGAGGUACGAAGACCUCUGAUUAGGGAGCUGCAUGAGUUGGUGGAUGAAGGAGUCAGAUUUGAUCUUAGUGAAGCUGGAGCAAUGGUUGCUCAUUUUCAGGUUAAGUCAGAUUUGUUUGAUAAGAUAAAAGCAGCUCAGAAGAAAGAUGAUUCACUACUCAGGAUUAGAAAUGAGGUUGAGCAGGGUAAAGCUGCAGGUUUUGUGAUAGGUGAUGAUGAUGUGCUGAGAUAUAGGGAUAGACUUUGUGUACCUGAUGUAGAUGAUCUGAGGAGAGAAUUGAUGGUAGAGGCACAUCAGACAGUUUACACAAUGCAUCCAGGUUCCACCAAGAUGUAUAAAGACCUUAAGGUGUGUUAUUGGUGGAAUAGGAUGAAAGCUGAUGUAGCAGAUUUUGUUUCUAGGUGUUUGACCUGUCAGAGGGUAAAGGGUGAACACCAAAAACCUCCUGGAUUGUUGCAACCAUUGUUGAUUCCAGAAUGGAAGUGGGAAAGGAUCACAAUGGACUUUGUGACAGGAUUGCCUAGGAGUCAGGAGGGUUAUGAUUCAAUAUGGGUGAUUGUUGACAGGUUGACAAAAUCAGCCCAUUUUCUGCCAGUUAAGAUUACUUAUGGAUAUGCAAAGUUGGCAGAAUUGUUUAUUAGUGAGAUUGUACGGUUGCAUGGAGUGCCAAUCUCAAUAGUGUUUGAUAGAGGUCCACAGUUUACAUCGCGGUUUUGGGUGAAAUUCCAAGAAGCUAUGGGUACUAAAGUGCAGUUGAGUACAGCUUUUCACCCUCAGACAGAUGGUCAAUCUGAGAGGACUAUUCAGAUCUUGGAGGAUAUGCUGAGGGCUUGUGUCAUGGAUUUUGGAGUUGGUUGGAGUAAGUUCCUACCAUUAGUGGAAUUUGCUUACAACAACAGUUAUCAGGCUAGCAUAGAGAUGGCACCUUAUGAGGCUUUGUAUGGUCGGAAGUGUAGAUCACCGGUUUGUUGGUUUGAGGUUGGUGAGAAGAGGCUAAUGGGACCGGAGUUGAUUCAGAUUACCUCAGAGAAGAUAGAGGUAAUUAGAAAGAAGCUUCAAACAGCUCAGAGUAGACAAAAAAGUUACGCGGAUAGAAGAAGGCGUGACUUAGAGUUUUCAGUGGGUGAUUGUGUGUUCUUAAAAGUAUCACCGACAAAAGGAGUAUUCAGGUUUGGGAAGAAAGGCAAGUUGAGUCCUCGAUUCAUUGGACCGUAUGAGAUUCUGGAGAGAGUUGGGGUGGUUGCUUAUAGGUUAGCAUUACCACCAAACUUGUCUGCUAUUCAUCCGGUAUUUCAUGUUUCCAUGCUAAGGAAGUAUAUGUCAGAUCCAUCGCAUGUAUUAGAGGUUUAUCCCAUUGAAUUGAGGGAUGAUAUGGUUUAUGAGGUGCAACCAGAAGCUAUAGUCGACCGACAAGUGAGGAAGCUUAGGUCGAAGGAUAUAGCUUCAGUGAAAGUGAAAUGGAAAGGUCAUUCACGUGAGGAAGCGACCUGGGAGCUCGAGGAUAAGAUGCGUGAGGAGUAUCCUCAUCUUUUCGAUAAUCUCGGUAAGUAUUCAAUCUUUUUUAUUAAGUUUCGAGGACGAAACUUUUAUAAGGUGGGGAGAUUGUGAUGUUUUGUAUUAAAGGGGUUGGAAAAUACAAUAAAGCCCUUGAAGGCUUAAAGGUUAGAAUGAAUUAAAUGAGGGGUAUAGUAGUAAUUGAAUAAAUAGUUGAUAAAUAUAAAUAGUGAGAAGGAAAAAAAAAAAAAAACAAAAGAAGAGAUCUGAAAUUUAAGAACAAACCGUGAGAGAGAAGGGAGGAAGAAGAAGAAGAAGAGAAAAGAGGGGAAAAUAAGGGAAAAAGAAAAGGAGUUGGAGGAAAUAAGUUUAAAGGCUUAUAGCUUGAUAGCAGGUCAUUUUGUUGGACCUUCAGAACCUGCUCUUUUGGUAGUAAUUUGUACCUUUCCUUUAUGUCUAGUUAGUGCUCCAAAACUCUGAACUUUUAUAAACUUUUGUAUUAAGACAAUUCAAUUAUAUUAUGAAGUUGAUUUUGUUAUUAA